CUGUGUGGUUAUUAGUGUCUAAGAGCGUUUAAAGAAGAUGUUGUUGACCAUGACUUUAAAUCUACAGAUGGAAAACAAAAGUGUAAUUUGAUCAGCAGCCAGUGAGGGACAGUAAUGCGCUCAGGUCACACCUGGAAGAAGAGUUAUACACUUUCACUUCACUGUUUGAUCUGUUCAGGGCGCGCGCGUCUGAGAUAACGAGGACUAAAAAUAGUUCACGCGCUCUGGUUUAAAACUGUCUGUGUGUGUGCGUGUGUGUAGACAGGAAUGGUUUGGCUAAUUUUAUAUUUUAUUUUACUUUUAAUUUCUCCUCAAAGCAAUGCGAAAGAAGAGAAACACUUCCUCUACUACACAUAUACAGGCUUAACCAAAGCAGGUCCAUUCCCAGUGUUCAGUGCUGAGGCUGAAUCUGAUGACAAACAAAUCGCUUACUACAGUAAUGAUAGACAAGCCUGGGAAAGAUACAAUCUGACUGACUGGAACAAAGCUCCUGCAGAACCGCCUGAAACUAGAGAAGCCCUCUUAAAUCAACUACAUGAUCUGUCAAAGUGCACAUUGACUGCGGAGUGUUCUGAGUUUCAUGUUCUUCAGAAAAGAAUUGGCUGUGAAGUGGUGAAACUUCAUGAUGGAAAAGUGAUGAGUCUGAAAGCCUCUGAUGAGUCUGCAUACGAUGGAAAGGAUUUUAUUAGGCAAAUGUACAACCAACCUCUUCCGGGGACCAAAAUGGAUCAUCAAACUGGACAAGAUUCCUUCCUCACAGAUUUCCACAAAAACUGCAUGGACUGGAUCUCCACAUUUAACAACACAUUUAAAACUGCACCAGAUGUUCAUGUGUUUGUGAGGAAAUCUCCUGAUGAUCGCACCAAGCUGAAUCUCAGCUGUCUGGCCACUGGUUUCUACCCCAGAGAUAUUGAGAUGAAAAUUAGAUUGGACAAAAUUAAACUUGAGGAUCAAAUAUCGUCUGGAAUCAGACCAAAUGCUGAUGAAACAUUUCAGAUGAGAACCAGUGUGAAGAUCGACAGAAAACACAAAGGAUCUUAUGACUGUCAGAUCAUUCACAGCAGUCUGACAGAACCAGCUGUAGUAGAGUGGGAUGGAAGAUGUUCUAACUGUGAACCAGAUCAUCCACCGUCUCCUAAAACAGGAGCAGUGAUAGGAGGGGCAAUUAUCAUGUUUCUCAUUUUGAUUGUUUACUGCUUCUGCAUAAAAAGGAGAAGAUCACAUGGUCUGUGAAGUUAUCAGUGGGAUAAAUACGAUGAGUAGUUGGAGUAAUUAUUAUUUUACAUUUAGUGAUUUAGCAGAUGCUUUCAACAAACGCAAUUUACAAAUGAGGACAAUAGAAGCAGUCAAGCCGACAAAAAAGCAAUAUUAUGUAAAUGCUGUGACAAGAAAGAUGCAGUAAACACAGCAACAGUAUUCUUCAAUUCUUGCUCUAUUAUGGAAGGAAAAAAGGUUUGUGUUUGUUUUUGUUUGUUCAGAACAUUUAAUCAGAAUAGAAUAUUUGUUUAUUAUCGUUAUUAUCUUUCUUUAUGCUUAGUUGAAACGUGUUUCCACGUUUGAAAGGUUCUUGAAACAUUUCAUAAAAUGUGUAACAUGAAAUGUAGUUCUCUAUUCUCUGGCAAACUGACAUGGUCAAUUAUGAAAUGGUGUAUAAUAGCUUAUAGUACCUGUAUAUAUGCUUCUGAACAACUAAUUACUGUACAGAUGAUGAAGAAAUUCAUGCUUAACCACUUCUGAUCACUGAGCUGUAUUUACAGUGAUUGUAGUCUAGCUGAUGUUCUUUGUAGUUUUAAUAAAGUAAGGUAUUUUAUUUCUGAGGCUCUGAAAAAAUAAAAAUGACUUUUUCCUGAACACUCCUCUUUUCUGUAAUUGGUUGGAUGAAGACCUGUAGUCCCACCCCCAAACUCAUGCCAACAGAUCAAUGUCAAACUGUUACAAAGUCAAACUCCCAAAGACUUCUAGUGUACUGCAUAUAAGUGAAAUGAUUUCUUAUCUCAUAAGAUAUUUUUAUUUUGUCAUUGCUACUUGAACAGCGUUUCUUUAUCCUGGUCCUUGUGAUGCCCCGCUUUGCACAUUUUGUUUG
This is a messenger RNA of Carassius carassius (crucian carp), 2083 nucleotides long. RefSeq names its product H-2 class I histocompatibility antigen, D-37 alpha chain-like. The record is from RefSeq and is a predicted model, not a curated record. The coding region runs from base 268 to 1233 and encodes 321 amino acids. The transcript has 6 exons. Gene Ontology annotation, biological process: immune response. Lineage: Eukaryota; Metazoa; Chordata; Actinopteri; Cypriniformes; Cyprinidae. Gene Ontology annotation, cellular component: external side of plasma membrane.